Scomber scombrus (Atlantic mackerel) is the source of this 2923-nucleotide messenger RNA. RefSeq lists its product as uncharacterized. The transcript is spliced from 9 exons. NCBI's taxonomy places the organism in Eukaryota, Metazoa, Chordata, Actinopteri, Scombriformes, Scombridae. Gene Ontology annotation, biological process: S-methylmethionine cycle. Gene Ontology annotation, molecular function: zinc ion binding; S-adenosylmethionine-homocysteine S-methyltransferase activity. Bases 1 to 1056 code for a protein of 351 amino acids. The record is from RefSeq and is a predicted model, not a curated record.
AUGCCUUCAUGGUGCAUUCACAUACACGUACAUGGGAUGGCGAAUAGGGACUGGCAAGAGUUGGUUUCAAUGUAUUCCUCUGCUACACUACGACAUUACAUGAAUGAUAAUGGCCCUCUGAUAUUGGAUGGCGGACUUGCAACUGAGCUGGAGGCGCAAGGAGCCAAAUUACAGGGAGAUCCUUUGUGGAGCGCCAGGCUUUUACAUACUAAUCCCCAGUUCAUAAGAGAUGCUCAUUACAGGUUUCUCCUCAGUGGUGCUGAUGUUAUCACCACAGCCACAUACCAAGCGAGCAUUUCAGGAUUCAUCAAUCACCUGGACGUGAGCUCUGAAUGUGCCAGAGAGCUGCUGAUGUCUGGAGUUCAUGUAGCCAAAGAGACUGUUGAGAGAUUUAUCUGUGACAGUCACUCAACAGGGCAAAGGUAUCCCAUGGUGGCAGGCUCUGUUGGCCCGUAUGGCGCCUCUCUGCAGAACGGUUCAGAGUACACGGGGGCUUAUGCAGAGCAGAUGAGUAUUGAGGAGUUAAAAGUUUGGCAUCGGCCGCAGGUCGACUGCUUGGCAGCAGCAGGAGCUGAUCUCAUUGCUUUUGAGACAAUCCCAAGUAUCAAAGAGGCUGAGGCUCUGGUGGAGCUGCUCAGAGAAUUCCCAAACUGUAAAGCCUGGCUCUCCUUUUCUUGUAAGGAUGGGAAGUGUAUAUCAGACGGCAGCUCAUUCACGGAUGCAGUCCAGAUUGCUAAUAGAUCCAAGCAGCUGGUCGCUGUAGGAGUCAACUGCUGUCCUCCAACAUUGGUUGAGCCACUGCUGGACUCUGCCAGGUCACUGCUGAGUCCAGACAUGUGCUGGGUGGUCUACCCAAACAGUGGAGAGGAGUGGGACACUGAGCAAGGGUGGCAAACAUCAGGGGAAACUUCAGUUUCAAUUCCUCAACUGAGUCACACAUGGAAAAAGCAAGGAGCUGCUUUGAUAGGUGGUUGCUGCCGUAUUGGUCCCGCUCAAAUAGCAGAGUUAAAACAGCAGUUAAAAAGAAGCUGCACCUCUCCAGCAUCUACAGUGUGACUGAGCUGACGAUGACAAUUAAGGCUGUCUGCAUAAAAGAAACACGAGAAAAGAAAUCAUAAAUUCCUACAAAGAAAAUGACGUCUGUUCCAGGACUUUAUUAAAAAAAUCUUAAUUUAUUGGAAAAUAAAUAAAUAAUUAGCCCAUUACAUCAAAUCCACGUGAGUACACAAUGACGUUGUGUCGCGUCCGAGAAGAACGGCACCGCGGGGAUGCGAAUGAAAAAAAGUGUAAGAACAAAUAAAUGGCUCUACAUAAAAAAACAUGAAAAUAAAACAUGCAGUCUUCACUGUCUGUGGUUCACAUUUUGAAUGUUUUUUCAGCAAUUGAGGGAUUCCACUAUCACUUCUGUACAGCUCCUGUUUUUUUAAAGAAAGAAAAAGAACUUGGAUCGUCUACGCCUGGGUCUUAGGAUUCACAAAGCACAACAAAACGUCAGCUGCAUUCACAACACUUUUCACUGGACGGCAUUUCCACUGAACUAAACCACUUGAACGUCGAGCCCACUCAACCUGUACAAUGAAAGAUGGAACUGUGUCAACUUUCAACAGAAUUUACAGCAAAUGUGUCAAUGUAGUGUGUCUGCUAGCAUUCACUAGUUGAGUAUAAUGCACACGCCUGCAGUGUCUCCGCAGCGUGUUUGAGGAGAUGAGAUAUAUAAUAUAACCAUAGUUAAAUUCGGAAAAAAUGUGCACAUGAUUAACACCGGAAUGAAGGGAAAACAAUCCUGUAGUGUGACUAUAACAUGUAAGAACACCUUAUCUUUAAAUACAGGGGUGGACAAAAUAACAGAAACACCUUACAAUGCAGUUACGUUAAAGUUAAUACCGCCCAGACUAAUAAAGCUUGUGUCAGUUUUAAAACUAAGAGCUUCUGCUUCAACUCAAUGCUCAUUUUUGAGGCGCCAUAAUUUGAUGUGCUGUUAAGGAAAUACCCUGUCAAGAAACUGUUCCUCUUUGUCAGUGCAUAUUUUUUUUGCCUUGCUGUUCGUCAUCAUGACCAGUGGGACUUUUCCCCCUUACUUUUAGAACUAAUGUAGAAACUCAGCAGCAAUCUGUGUGCCGAGAAGUUUUCCGCCUUAAUGUGCAGCAUCGAAAGCCAAUUUAUAAAAGCGGUGAUAGAGUUCUAUUGAGGCUAACACACACAGCUGAAUGAUAAUGUGGUUCACUUGCGUAGCUACUGAUGUGAUUGACGUCAAGUAGUUGUUGGUGUGUCAUCUGCAGAUAUUGCGAUAUGACAUAAAAGUCAUAAAAGUCAUUAUUUGAUUAAAAAGACUACAAACUACAAUACAGCCUCAAAAAUGAUAGGUGCAUUGAAUUAACAUCUUGGUGACAUCAUAUAUAUUGUCUUUUUUGUCAACAAAUCCCAUUAAAAGACCAAAACCAACAAUGACUUUAUCUUUCUAACAUAGAUUAUGUGCAGCCAAAGCCUAGAAUGGCUUAUUUCUCUGUAGAGCUCCUUUGUUGUCCAAAAAACUAUUAAUAACAAACAUCAGUGAGCUCCGGUGUAGUGAUGUUCCUUCAUUAUCACACAGACACACACUGUACUUUGGACACAGGACCAUCUGAGAGGUCGUCCUUGGUAACUGUUUGGAAAAUGGCAGGGACUUUAAAAAAAAACCCAAAAGCUUGGCAGGUGAUUGGAUGGACUACCUGUCUAUGAUUUUCUAUAACCAAGACAAGAUGGAUUCUUGUGUUAUCUUGUGAUUUCAUGAUAUUGUGAAUCCAACUGCCUCGAAAACACACACACAUAAUCCUGCUGCUGGAAAUACCCACUAGAGCACCAAAUGUGUAUUCAUCCUCCACUAAAAAUAGUCCCUAACAAAAGCACUAUUUGCUUCAGUUUGAGUAACAUUUACUAAAAAUGA